This is a messenger RNA of Dicentrarchus labrax (European seabass), 1302 nucleotides long. It is a transcript of the gene capns1b, whose product is annotated as calpain, small subunit 1 b. Lineage: Eukaryota; Metazoa; Chordata; Actinopteri; Moronidae. Gene Ontology annotation, molecular function: calcium ion binding. The record is from RefSeq and is a predicted model, not a curated record. The transcript has 11 exons. Bases 214 to 864 code for a protein of 216 amino acids.
CCCUCCUGCCUGAAUAUCUCCCCCACUCUCUCUCUAUCAGCCUCAGUGUGUCUUCACCUCCCUCACCCGUCUCUCGGACAGUCUCUCCCUCCUCAGCUAGAAGCACCCAGUGUCAGUAAGUAAGAACCAGAAGUUUCCACUGUUGGUGUUUUCACAGUGUGAGUGCAGCUCUGAGGUGUGUUCAGGGACCUUUAAUGCAGACCGACGGCAGAAAUGUUUACAGUGAACUCUUUCAUCAGAGGCAUCGUAAAUGUCGUGAGCAACAUCGACCCCGCUCAGUUUAUUCCUUCAGACCCACCUCCACCUCGCAGACCCCUGAACUUCGCCGAGGCUCACGAGAGCGAUGAGGAGAAACAGUUUCGGAGGGUUUUCAAACAGCUGGCUGGAGAUGACAUGGAGGUGAGCCCCAACGAGCUCAUGAACAUCCUCAACAAGAUCAUCUCCAAACAUGGAAGUCUGAAGACCGACGGGUUCAGCAUCGAGUCCUGCAGGAGCAUGGUGGCUGUCAUGGACAGUGACAGCACAGGUAAACUGGGCUUCCACGAGUUCAAAUACCUCUGGAACAACAUCAAGAGAUGGCAGGGUAUCUAUAUAUCUCACGAUACCGAUCAAUCAGGUGUGAUCAGCGCUCAAGAGCUGCCGAGAGCCUUCAAGGCUGCAGGUUUCCCGCUCAACGACCAGCUCUUCAAGCUGAUUAUUCGUCGCUAUAGCGAUGAGCAUGGCGACAUGGACUUUGACAAUUUCGUGGGCUGCCUGGUUCGACUGGACGCCAUGUGCAGAGCCUUUAAGACCCUGGAUAAGGACAACAGUGGCACCAUCGAUCUGGACAUCAAGGAGUGGCUUCAGCUGACGAUGUAUUCAUGAGGCGACGGACGGGAAGAAGUUGCUCCUUCCAAACACAAAACUCUUCUACUCUUCUUUCAUCUCAUCCUCCUCAUUCCUCCACUCUGUGUGUGUGUGUGUGUGUGUGUGUGCGCCCCUCCGUCUCCAUGGUAACGGGACCAAAUACUGUCAGAAGAGAGCUAAAGAAGAGCUAACGUGGAGCUGAUGCUGCUGUGGCACCGUCACGCUGCUGCCAGGCGGCGGCGCUACAACAUCCCCCGGGUUACAGAUUUCUAGAUUUUCUUAUUGUUUGGGGGCAAAUUUAAAAACAAAAGUUGUUUAUUUUUAUCAUCAGGCUGUUUAUGGAAUUAACUCUGAAUGUUUAAGAGAAUAAAGACACACAGCUGACUGUUGGAUUUUCUGUUCUCAUCUGUAUUUUUCUGUUUAUUCCAAACAAUAAAGGCGACUUCUGAUGUUCUA